AUGCCGCCCAAAGCAACCGGAAAAGCCGUCAAAAAGGCCGGAAAGGCUCAGAAAAACAUCUCUAAGGGAGACAAAAAGAAGAAAAGGAGGAGGAAGGAAAGUUAUGCCAUUUACAUCUACAAAGUUCUCAAGCAAGUUCAUCCCGACACUGGGAUUUCGAGCAAAGCCAUGAGCAUCAUGAACUCUUUCGUAAACGACAUAUUCGAAAGAAUCGCUGCUGAAGCUUCCAGAUUAUCUCACUACAACAAAAGAUCGACCAUCACAAGUCGGGAAAUUCAAACGGCUGUUCGUCUCUUGUUGCCGGGAGAAUUGGCAAAACACGCUGUGAGCGAAGGAACCAAAGCUGUGACCAAAUACACAAGAUGUGUUUUAUUAACCGAGCUAAGCUUUAUCUUGUAUGAACGUGUUUUCUGUUUUGUGGCCCUUAAAAGGGCCGUUUGA
Messenger RNA from Pediculus humanus corporis (human body louse), 441 nucleotides. Its product is annotated as histone H2B.3, putative. Gene Ontology annotation, cellular component: nucleosome. NCBI's taxonomy places the organism in Eukaryota, Metazoa, Arthropoda, Insecta, Psocodea, Pediculidae. The transcript has 2 exons. Gene Ontology annotation, molecular function: protein heterodimerization activity; structural constituent of chromatin; DNA binding. The record is from RefSeq and is a predicted model, not a curated record. Bases 1 to 441 code for a protein of 146 amino acids.